Molecule: messenger RNA, 2873 nt
Organism: Neoarius graeffei (lesser salmon catfish)
Lineage: Eukaryota; Metazoa; Chordata; Actinopteri; Siluriformes; Ariidae
Gene: batf
Product: basic leucine zipper transcription factor, ATF-like
Exons: 3
Coding region: 171-560 (129 amino acids)
Biological process (GO): regulation of transcription by RNA polymerase II
Cellular component (GO): nucleus
Molecular function (GO): DNA-binding transcription factor activity, RNA polymerase II-specific; RNA polymerase II cis-regulatory region sequence-specific DNA binding
Source: RefSeq, a predicted model, not a curated record
GCGCAUUAAGCAUUGAACUGUGGUCGAGUCAACACACUUCUCUGCACACACGCUCUCGCUGGUGGAGAGAGACAGAGAGAGCAAAGAAGAGAGCAAGAAAGCGACAGAGAGAGAGAGAGAGCGCGAGAGAGAGAGAGAGAGCGCAGGACUAAAGAGAAGAAGAGAGUGGUAUGGCUCAGGGUUCAGACAGUAAUGAUACCAGCUACACCAAAUCUCCAUCACCAGGACACAAACAGGGAUCAACAGACGACAUGAGGAAAGUGAUGAGGAGGGAGAAGAAUCGCAUCGCAGCACAAAAGAGCAGGAUGAGACAAACGCAAAAAGCAGACAGUCUGCAUCUGGAGAGUGAGAAUCUGGAGAAGGAGAACGCUGCUCUGAGAAAAGAAGUGAAGAGACUGACAGAGGAAGUGAAGUAUCUGUCCACGGUGCUGAGUAACCAUGAGCCGCUGUGUCCCGGCCUGAGUGCCACGCCCGCUGACCUACUGUACGGAUCACACACACACUCACACACACACACACCCUUCCACCAGCACAUCAACACGCCACACUACCCACUUUGACCCACACACACACACACACACACACACACACACACACACUGAUGACCUUUGGCCUUGUGUACGUUGUUAUAUUGUGUUGAGAAUGUACCCUGUGUAAUGCACUCUGACCAGCAGGGCGGCGCUAUACUCCUAUUCAUUCACUUACUAUAAGCUGCAUCCCAAAUGUCUCCUGAUUGGAUACAUGACAGAAGUUUAUUUAUACCCUAUAGGGGGAUAAACUUCUUAUAAGGUUGGAAUUAAAACUGUGAGCCAUUUGGGAUGCAGCCUGACCAAACAAUUUCUCUUCAAUUAACUUUUAAUUGUUUAAUUGAUUUUAUUAAUCAUGAGAUGAACAAUGGACAUGCGUCGUGAAAGUACAGUGUACUACAAAGGAUGCUAAUAGUGCACUAGAUAUUUUAAAAGUUAGCUAUUAACACAUUGACCAGCAGAGCGGCGCUAAACUUAAAUGUGUAAUGUGUGGUCAUGAAAGUCAAAAUCCCUAAUUAGCUGAAGUAUCAUUUCACAUCCUAUGCAGUGCACUUAUAUAGGGAGUAGGGAGUGGUUUGUGAUCCAGCCCUAGCAGUGGACAUAUGGGGCACUACAUUUAACAGUUAUUCCACAAAAUCGAGUCGUAAAUGAGCCGAUAGCGCUAUACGACGAGAUUGAGUGGAAUAACUGUUUUAUUCUCUCCACAUUCACUGGAUUUUGAGAAACGGAGCAUUUUUAUUUUUUGCAAAUUCGAUAAAUAAGAACUUGAUACGAAACGUCCGCUUAGAAUGUAAACAAACCGGCGAAAUGACAGGUGCGAUUUUUGAAAAAUGCGAUAAUAAUAAUUCUUGAAAAAUAAAAGAGAUACGUUCUACCAUCAAAUACUUUCAUUCCAUAAUUUGUUGCAGGGUUUUUUUGGUUUUGGUUUUAUUUUGUCCUCGGUUGAUUCAAUAGCACGCUCCACCAUUUUGUUUUUCUUCUUUAGGUUUUUUUUGGUGGUUGGUAAGCCAAGUUAAAGGUGCAUUACUGCCACCGACUGGGCUGGAGUAUGGAUCAGGAGCUAUUGGGGGAAAAAUAUUGUUUUAGCUAUUUCUGUUUCGUUUAAAUGCUUGAUAGCAAAGUGAUAUAUCUGUCAUGAUAUAUGGCGCGCCGCCAUUUUGUUUUUCUCUACUCAUGGUAUAUAAGCUGAUAUCCUAGUAGCCGAGUAGCCAAUCAGAGCGCGCGAUUGCUGAUAUCCAGUGAAUGUGGAGAGAAUAAAGGGAGUUAUAUACAGUAUACUUUGUAGUGCACUUAAAUCUUAAAGUCUGAAUUCCUUAUGACUUAUUAGCAUGUUAUUUCAUACUGGAUGUAGUGCACUUAUAUAGGGAAUAGGGAUCCAGACCGUGUCCCCUUACUGUGUAUUUAUGGUCGAGUCCCAAACGGCUCUGUAAAAGACACCGUGUGUCCGAAAUCACUCACUACUUACACAGUCACACUGAAAGAAAAAAAAGUGUGUUGGGGUGAACGGACGGUGGAAGAAACAUGUUAUAAACAGGCAUUCGAGUACAAUUAACAGAAAAUAAGCUAAAAUAGAAUAAAGGUUCCAGUGCAGAGCGAGGAAUUAAUCAAAAGUCUCAAAUGUCAUUUAAUAAAAGGCAGCGGCGAAGAAGAAAGAAAGAAAGAAAGGAUUCAGCCUUGAUUUAAAAGAACUGAAAGAUGCAGCAGACCCAAAGUGCUCUGUAUUGAUUAAUGUGGGAAACACGCUCAGUAUAAUAUGGAUUUGUUAUUUUGAAAACCUUUUAAUUGUGCGACAGUAAUGGCGUAAAUAACGGCGCGGUGGAGUAGUGUCCGAAAGGGUUUUUACAUUUUACCAAUGAGCUCACUGUAUAAUCCUCUAGAUGGAAUUCCCUAGAUAGUGAGUAGGGAGUAGUGAAUGAGUGAGUGAUUUCGGACACAGCGAUUUAGUGCACUGACGAAUGGAGGAGGUUGUUAUUUGGGACACAGCCAUGAUAACUGAUGCUCAUUAAAGUAAUAAUGAUGUAGAAACACUGAAUUAUAAGGUGAUUUCUGCUCUUAAACAAACAAACAAAUUAAAUAUUAAAAAAUGUGCCAUGUAUGGGAUGAAUUUUAUGGCAAAAUUUUUUUUAUUACUUUUAUUCUUUUUUUUAAUUUUCAAAUGACGUACUGAAUGUUUACUUGUGUCCAGAUCACAUUGAUUUUCUGUCACAUGUCUCUCUCUCUCAAGUCUUUUUCAAUAAAACGCUGUAAAAGUGUCUCUUGUGUGCUGAUGAGGUCAGCGUGUGGUUUAAUAAACUGUAAUCCUCAAUGAAGGAAGUCUUUCAAUAAAAAAUAAAUUAUACACACAAA